AUGACCCGACUCUGGCCGGCGCCGCGCCGACUGCUCUGGGAAUACUGGGCUGCGGUCCUGCUCGGCGGCCUCUGGGGCCCCUGCUCGCAUGGGAUGCCGCAUGUCAUCCGCAUCGGAGGCAUCUUCGAGUACGCGGAUGGCCCCAACGCGCAGCUCAUGAGCGCUGAGGAGCAAGCGUUCCGGUUCUCCGCCAACAUCAUCAACAGGAACAGGACGCUGCUGCCCAACACCACGCUCACCUACGACAUCCAGAGGAUUCACUUCCAUGACAGCUUCGAGGCCACCAAGAAAGCCUGCGACCAGCUGGCACUCGGCGUCGUCGCCAUCUUCGGGCCCUCGCAGGGCUCCUGCACCAACGCCGUCCAGUCCAUCUGCAACGCGCUGGAGGUGCCCCACAUCCAGCUGCGAUGGAAGCACCACCCCCUGGAUAAUAAGGACACCUUCUACGUGAACCUGUACCCCGACUACGCCUCGCUGAGCCACGCCAUCCUGGACCUGGUGCAGUAUCUCAAAUGGCGGUCGGCCACCGUGGUUUACGACGACAGCACAGGCCUCAUCCGGCUGCAGGAGCUCAUCAUGGCCCCGUCUCGCUACAACAUCCGCCUGAAGAUCCGCCAGCUCCCGCUGGACUCGGACGACGCACGGCCGCUGCUCAAGGAGAUGAAGCGGGGCCGCGAGUUCCGCAUCAUCUUCGACUGCAGCCACGUGAUGGCGGCUCAGAUCCUCAAGCAGGCCAUGGCGAUGGGGAUGAUGACCGAGUACUACCACUUCAUCUUCACCACGCUGGAUCUUUAUGCAUUAGACCUAGAGCCAUACCGCUACUCCGGAGUGAACCUGACCGGCUUCCGCAUCCUCAACGUGGAGAACCCGCACGUGGCCUCCAUCGUGGAGAAGUGGUCCAUGGAGCGGCUCCAGGCAGCACCCAAGGCGGAGCUGGGCCUGCUGGACGGCGUCAUGAUGACAGAUGCUGCCCUGCUCUACGAUGCCGUUCACAUCGUCUCCGUGUGCUACCAGCGCGCCCCGCAGAUGACCGUCAACUCCCUGCAGUGCCACCGGCACAAAGCCUGGAGGUUCGGCGGCCGCUUCAUGAACUUCAUAAAGGAGGCCCAGUGGGAAGGGCUGACAGGAAGGAUCGUCUUCAACAAAACCAGCGGUUUGCGCACGGACUUUGACCUGGACAUCGUCAGCCUCAAAGAAGAUGGGCUGGAAAAGGUCGGAGUGUGGAGCCCAUCAGAUGGCUUGAACAUCACGGAAAUUUCCAAGGGACGAGGGCCUAACGUCACCGACUCGCUGAGCAACCGAUCCCUGAUCGUCACCACUGUCCUGGAGGAGCCCUUCGUCAUGUUCCGCAAGUCGGACACGGCCCUGUUCGGCAACGACCGCUUCGAGGGCUACUGCAUCGACCUGCUCAAGGAGCUGGCCAUCAUCUUGGGCUUCAGCUACGAGAUCCGCCUCGUGGAGGAUGGGAAAUACGGCGCGCAGGACGACAAGGGGCAGUGGAACGGCAUGAUCAAGGAGCUCAUCGAGCACAAAGCGGAUCUGGCUGUCGCCCCGCUCACCAUUACCCACGUUCGGGAGAAAGCCAUCGACUUCUCCAAGCCCUUCAUGACGCUGGGCGUCAGCAUUCUCUACCGCAAGCCCAACGGGACCAACCCCAGCGUGUUCUCCUUCCUCAACCCCCUGUCUCCCGACAUCUGGAUGUACAUCCUGCUGGCCUACCUGGGCGUCAGCUGCGUGCUCUUCGUUAUAGCCAGGUUCAGCCCCUACGAGUGGUACGACGCGCACCCCUGCAACCCGGGCUCUGACGUGGUGGAGAACAACUUCACCCUGCUCAACAGCUUCUGGUUCGGCAUGGGAGCACUGAUGCAGCAAGGCUCGGAGCUGAUGCCCAAGGCGCUAUCUACACGGAUCAUUGGUGGCAUAUGGUGGUUCUUCACCCUAAUUAUCAUCUCGUCCUACACGGCCAACCUCGCCGCCUUCCUGACGGUGGAGAGGAUGGAGUCCCCCAUCGACUCGGCAGAUGACUUGGCCAAGCAGACAAAAAUAGAGUAUGGAGCAGUGAAGGACGGAGCUACCAUGACCUUCUUCAAGAAAUCCAAAAUUUCCACCUUUGAAAAAAUGUGGGCUUUCAUGAGCAGCAAACCCACGGCACUCGUGAAAAAUAACGAGGAAGGAAUCCAGCGCACGCUGACGGCCGACUACGCGCUGCUCAUGGAGUCCACCACCAUCGAAUACAUCACGCAGAGGAACUGCAACCUGACGCAGAUCGGGGGGCUCAUCGACACCAAGGGCUAUGGGAUCGGCACUCCCAUGGGGUCGCCCUACAGGGACAAGAUCACCAUCGCCAUCCUGCAGCUGCAGGAGGAGGACAAGCUGCACGUGAUGAAGGAGAAGUGGUGGCGCGGCAACGGCUGCCCUGAGGAUGAGAGCAAGGAGGCCAGUGCCCUGGGCAUCCAGAAUAUCGGCGGCAUUUUCAUCGUGCUGGCCGCAGGCCUCGUGCUCUCUGUCCUCGUGGCCAUGGUCGAAUUCAUCUACAAGCUGCGCAAGACGGCCGAGCGGGAGCAGCGCUCCUUCUGCAGCGCCGUGGCCUCGGAGCUGCGCCUGGCGCUCACCUGCCAGCGGCGCGUCAAGCACAAGCCCCCGGCGCCCGUCAUGGUGAAGGCCGACGCCGUCAUCAACAUGCACACGUUCAACGACCGCCGCCUGCCCGGCAAGGACAGCAUGGCCUGCGGUACCGGCCUCGCGCCCGUCUUCCCCUAGGGAGCCACGCCGGGCGCUGGGGAAGGAACCGCUGCUGCCCGCGCUCCGCGUCGGGGGA
Molecule: messenger RNA, 2818 nt
Organism: Nothoprocta perdicaria
Lineage: Eukaryota; Metazoa; Chordata; Aves; Tinamiformes; Tinamidae
Gene: GRIK3
Product: glutamate ionotropic receptor kainate type subunit 3
Exons: 16
Coding region: 1-2760 (919 amino acids)
Biological process (GO): monoatomic ion transport; synaptic transmission, glutamatergic; modulation of chemical synaptic transmission
Cellular component (GO): postsynaptic membrane; presynaptic membrane; plasma membrane
Molecular function (GO): transmitter-gated monoatomic ion channel activity involved in regulation of postsynaptic membrane potential; kainate selective glutamate receptor activity
Source: RefSeq, a predicted model, not a curated record